GGAUUACAAAAAACGACCUCGUUUCCUUCCUUGAAAGGAAAAAAGUUGCAGGCGUUAUCCCCCAUUCCCCCCCCUUCUCCAACUCCUUCCUUCAGCUAACCCUAGCCUCCACCAAUAGUUGUCGCCGUCUGUUGGAUGAGAGUUUGCUGCCGCCGUCCAUCGCACUCAAGAACUUCCGUCUUCGUGCUCUCGGGCCUCUCGCCGUAUCCUUCACGUCGGGUGCUCGCAUCUCGCCGUUCUCCUCUGUGCUCGGCUGCUCACGCCUCCCUCCGCCAGUGAGUGCUCGAGCUGUGCGUGUUGGUUGCUGCUCGUCGUCCGUGGUUGUCUCUGCUCGAUUCUGGCUCCCAGUCUCACUCGAGUCUCGUCUCAGUCACUGGCAUCUCGUGGUUCGUCUUUCUCGUCGCCGGCGGCAGAAGCAACUCGUGGGGUUGUCUCUUGCUUCGUCGCCUUCCGUGGGGUGGACGCCGACUCGCCGUCGACCGUUGUUAUCCAUUGAAAAAAAAGGUUGAAAAGGAAACCCAGCCUUCUCCGUAUCCUCUGCCCCUGAUUUAUCUUCUCACUCUGCUGCUGUGAUUCCCUCCCUUCCUCUGGCUGCAGCGUUUCUUCGUUUCUUCGUCCUCUCACUGAAACAAUAGUGGUAUUGUUGGUGCUCGAACCCUAAUCUGUGUUUGCAAAGGGCAGAAUUGAAUUGAAUCGAUGGAUCAGUUUUCUUCAGGAGGAAACUGGACAAUGAUCCCAACCCACAACACUAACACCCCAACCCAUUCUCAAUCUCAAGAUCCCCUCUAUCUCCACCAGCAGCAACAGCAGCAGCAACAACAACAGUUUCUCCAUCAAACGUUUCAGCAACCUCAACAGCCUCAAUUCCAACAACAGCAGCAGCUUUAUCAGCAGCAACAACAACAACAACAACAACAACAACAACAGCAGCAACUUCUUCUGCAGCAGCAGCAGCAGCAGCAGCAACAACAACAGCAGCAGCAGCAGCUGCAACAGCAACAGCAGCAGCAGCAGCAGCAGCAGAACCUUCACCAAUCACUGGCCUCACACUACCACCUCUUACAUCUGGUUGAGAAUUUGGCUGAGGUUAUCGAGCAUGGGACUCCAGAUCAACAGUCAGAUGCAUUGAUCACUGAAUUGAGCACCCAUUUUGAGAAGUGCCAGCAACUGUUGAACUCAAUCUCCGACUCCAUUAGCACCAAGGCGAUGACAGUUGAGGGACAGAACAAGAAGCUAGAAGAAAGUGAGCAAUUGCUAAAUCAACGAAGAGACUUGAUUGCUAAUUACCGAAAUUCUGUCGAGGAGCUUGUUAAGUCUGAGCCAUAGGAGCAUGUCAAUUUUCAGGUUGGCUAAGAACCACAAAUAUUGUAUUAUUUAUCGAGAGAUUGUAGCUUCCUUGUUUUACUAGGUGUGUAUCUCCAGUUUCUAACCAAAAAUUAACAAAAUUACUAAGAUUUACACUUGAUACGUUGUUCAA
Molecule: messenger RNA, 1477 nt
Organism: Arachis duranensis
Lineage: Eukaryota; Viridiplantae; Streptophyta; Magnoliopsida; Fabales; Fabaceae
Product: mediator of RNA polymerase II transcription subunit 9
Exons: 7
Coding region: 697-1326 (209 amino acids)
Cellular component (GO): mediator complex
Source: RefSeq, a predicted model, not a curated record